Messenger RNA from Fundulus heteroclitus (mummichog), 5477 nucleotides. RefSeq names its product glutaminase b (gene glsb). Gene Ontology annotation, molecular function: glutaminase activity; protein binding. The record is from RefSeq and is a predicted model, not a curated record. The coding region runs from base 119 to 1810 and encodes 563 amino acids. Gene Ontology annotation, biological process: L-glutamine catabolic process. NCBI's taxonomy places the organism in Eukaryota, Metazoa, Chordata, Actinopteri, Cyprinodontiformes, Fundulidae. The transcript is spliced from 15 exons.
UUUAUUUUUGGAGCGAGGUGUCGGGUGACUCAUCGCCACUCAGAUUCUCUUCGCUCGCAGAAGCAGCAGCGCGACGCUACGGACCCACAUUUCUCCCUCACGGCCGGACAGGAUUGAGAUGUUACAUUUUCGGUUCUCCACAGUCCUGAAGGAGUGUUUUGAAGCCACCUUGAAGCGUCCUUUCCCCCCCUGUCCUCAGACGAGCUGGUCCCCGGUCCCCCGGCAACGCCGCUGCUUCGCGUCUCUGCCCAGUGAUGCUGCCCGAGCGGCCGCCGCUGCGGCGCGCCGCGCCGCGCCCUGUGCCGCGCCGCGUCGCCCCUACUGCGUGAAAACCGAAGGCGCCGCGGCCGCCGUGGAGCUGGACGAGCAGCUGAAGAAGGAUGGAGCCGAAGGAGACAAGAGACGAAAUCCAGGAAUUCUUCCCAGUUUGGAGGAUCUGCUCUUCUACGCGGUCGCAGAAGGUCAAGAGAAAAUUCCUGCUCACAAGUUUCUCACCGCGCUGAAAGCUACGGGGCUUCGCACCGGAGACCCGCGCCUGAAGGAGUGCAUGGAGAUGCUGAAAGAGUCCCUGAAGAAGACCCCGGAUGGCGUCACGCUGGACCGGCACCUCUUCAAGAGGUGUGUCCAGAGCAACAUUGUCCUGCUCACUCAGGCCUUCCGCAAGAAGUUCGUCAUCCCCGACUUCCGGUCCUUCACCUCCCAUAUUGACGAGCUUUAUGAGAAAGCCAAAAAACUCUCUGGAGGACAGGUAGCAGAUUACAUUCCUCAGCUGGCCAAGUUCAGCCCGGACCUGUGGGCCGUCUCUCUGUGCACGGUGGACGGACAGAGGCACACCGUGGGAGACACCAAGGUCCCCUUCUGCCUGCAGUCGUGCGUGAAGCCGCUGAAGUACGCCGUGGCGGUUCAUCACCACGGCACCGAGUACGUGCACAGCUUCAUCGGGAAGGAGCCCAGCGGCCUGCGCUUCAACAAGCUCUUCCUGAACGAAGACGAUAAGCCCCACAACCCCAUGGUGAACGCCGGCGCUAUCGUUUGCACGUCGCUCAUUCAGCACCAUGCCAGCAACGCAGAGAAAUUUGACUAUGUCAUGAACUUUCUGAAAAAGAUGGCAGGAAAUGAAUACGUUGGUUUCAGCAACGCCACAUUCCAGUCGGAGCGCGAGUCAGGAGAUAGAAACUUCGCCAUCGGAUACUACCUGAAGGAGAAAAAGUGCUUCCCUGAAGGAACCGACAUGACGUCCGUGUUGGACCUGUACUUCCAGCUGUGCUCCAUCGAGGUGACCUGCGAGAGCGCCAGCGUCAUGGCGGCCACCCUGGCCAACGGCGGCAUCUGUCCAAUCACAGGCGAGCGCGUUCUGAGCCCCGAGGCGGUGAGGAACACGCUGAGCCUGAUGCAUUCCUGCGGGAUGUACGACUUCUCCGGACAGUUCGCCUUCCACGUCGGGCUGCCCGCCAAGUCGGGCGUGGCCGGCGGCAUCCUGCUGGUCGUCCCCAACGUGAUGGGCAUCAUGUGCUGGUCGCCGCCGCUGGACAAGCUGGGCAACUCGGUCAGAGGGAUUCAGUUCUGCACGGACCUGGUGGAGCUUUUCAACUUCCACAACUACGACAACCUGAGACACUUCACCAAGAAGCACGACCCGCGCAGGGAGGGAGGGGACCAGAGGCAACAGAACUUUGGAGCCAUGGAUUACGAGAGCCUCCAACAGGAGCUCACGCUGAAAGCGCCCCUGUGGAAGAAAGUGUCUCCCACAGAGAGCGACCAGGACUGCUCCACCACCGUAGUCUAUAGGAUGGACAAAGCCGGCGAGUGAAGCUCGCCGCCCGCCUGCUCCUCACACAAAUAUUUAUAUAUAUAACAUGUCCAGGAUUAUUUAUUGCUUGUGAAGCCGUUACUGUUUGGACGGGCCGGGGGAACUUUAUUAUUAUUAUUCUUUUAUUUGGUUCAUAUUUGCUCUGAACUUUGAUAUCGGGUCACUUCUGUCUCAGAGAUCUGAUCUUCAGGCGCUGCUUCAGCGACACGUUACCCCCCCCCCCCCCAUCCCCGGUUCUGCAGGGUCAGAUUUUUAUGUGUUUCUGUAAAACGGGUCGGCGUCUGAGGCUCCGCCUCCAGGAGGAUAAAACAAAACAAGCAGCCAAUGAGGAGAGAGAAAGGCGUCCAGGAAGAUUUAAAUCAUAUUUGCACAAAACGACGAGUGUUAGAAGGUCAUGAUGUCAUGAAGCGUUAAAGUGACGCUGGGAAAGUUUUAGAUGCAGAACUAAGAAAACUAAAUCUUCCCUUUUUUAAUUUAGUUUGCUGGAGAAAAGAUUUUAAAACUAUGAAAUGCCAAAAAUAAAACAUCAUGCAGUGUUAGUUUCUGAGAAGGUGCAGUUGUUGAUCCAAAAGGUUCUGUUUGGGCCGUGGACCGCUGCAGGUCCUGGUCCGGUCCGGUUCUGGUCCGGUCCGGGUCAGCGCUCUUCAAAGCCGACGCUUUGGUGCAGAAGUUCUGAUUUAAACGCCGUCGCCGACACUAACUGGGCUUUAAAGCUUAAGGGGAACCGCCGCCGUCCGGUCCUGGUUCUGGUCCGGUCCUGGUCCGGUCGGUCUGCGUUCCUUCAGUCAGUCAGAGGUUUUUCAUCUACAGAGAAGUUUAACGUCUGCGUGUUCCAGGAACCGUUUUAUGAAACUGAGUCUAACUGGUUGAUGGAGGUAAAUGUGAUCCGUGUCCAGAACCCGCUCCGUAGAAUAAACCCGGCUCUGGGCCCAGCGUGGUGCCGGAGACGGAGCCUGGGACGGGUCUGCAGGUUAGAUUCUGCUCCAGCAGCUCCACCAACCAACCAACUCCACACAUGGGGCCCCUGAGCCAGACCCUUGGCCCCAGAUUGGUCCCCGGCGCCAACAUUUAGGUUUAGUUAUUUAAAAUGAGGAAAUUAUCCUUUAGUUUCUAGACGGCUGUUUAUGGAAAGGUGGCUCAAUACACAUAAAACCGCUUCAUUUAAGUGUUUCUGCUUCAUGGCGCUGAUGGCGUUGGUGGAGCUGACGGCGUUCCAGGGAAGAACGGCCGGGUUCUCUAGCGUCUCAUUAGUUCAUGCAUGCUGGUGUCGGUCUGCACCAAACAGCCUGAGGCCGCUUUAAACACUGACAGGAGGGAUUCGCACCAACACAGCAUGACCACAUAUUAAUUUCCCAUGAUCCUCCACCAGGAUCAGCGCUAACUGACCAAAGCUCGGCAUCAAGUACAGGAGCGAGCCGCGAGAAAAGGAGGAGCUGCUGCUGUUUUCUUCAUCCUCUGGGUUUUUAUUCUCCUUUUUCCUGGUUUGAUUCCUGCAGCGUUGUCAGUAUUAUCUGAGCCGUUCUGAAUGUACGCAGCAGCUGCUGUAAAUAGUUUUAUUAUUUUGGGCGCGUGAGGCGACGCCUUCAGGCUCCUGUAGGGACCGCAGCGGCUGGGACCAGCCGGGUCCUGCAGGUUCUGCUGGUUUUAGCUGAUUAAAGGAUUAAAGCUCAGAGUGGAGCAAAAAUCUCAUGUAAAAAAAAAAAAAAGUUCAUUUUCUGUCAUAUUGUUCUCUUUGAUUUUAUUUUUGUCUGUUCUUCUUUAGGUGGAAUAAUUCAAAAGCCUCGGCUGCAUUAAUGCCCUUUUAGACUUAUUUCCUGUUACAGAUUUGGCUUUUUAGGAUAACAUCUGCCGGCAUCAGCAGGCGGUUUAUAAAUCAACGUUUUAGCAUCUCAGUCCCAUCGUCUAGGAGACUUCUUCUCUAUAUUUUAAGUUUAAAUUAUAUUUAUCCACUGUUUACAAAUGAAAUUAUGUAAGAAUAAAAUAGAAAUGACAGUGGGGACUGGAUGGCAGAUGGAAACAGAUUCAAAGUGAAAAUAUAAAAAAGAAGCAUAAAAUGCUGUGCUGUAGGGGCAAAAUUACAACAUCAGAAAAACCAAUUAGUUUUAAAAAGUGGCAGCCACAGAUUUAAAUAAUGUGCAAAACAAGUUUGUAUAUUUCUGUAUAAAGAGACAACAACACUACAAGAUGCAGUUCAGAGGAAAAGAGCUUUAGAAAAACUAAACUGUCCGUCUGACAGUCGGCUCAGACGUUAAUAAAAUGCAGGGUGUUGUUUCUGAGAGAGAAGCACAAAUUUAGUCUCUUUUAUUUUUUAGGUGGAGCUUUAAAACGGUGCCAAAAUUAACAUUUAAAGAUGUUUCCCCUGUUUGUGGCAGCUAAUUAAAUUAAAUCACCAGUUAACUGAACAGAAACAGAUUGAGCUGUUUUCUGAACCGUCAGGUGAGCUUCCUGCAGUUUAACUGUUUGGCCUUUAUGUGCUGAGACGAGGCUUUUGGUCCAGUAUCGCAACAGGAAAUACAUUUUUAACCUUUUACAAUAAUCCUGGUACAAAGAAGCAGCUCCAAGAAAAAAAAGUAAGGAGGAUAUUUGUGUUCCUUCCUACCGUCGAGCUGACGCUUCAGUUCCUCCUGGUUUGGGUCAAAAACCACAAAUAAAUGAAAUAAUGUCGCGCUGGAAUGUAAAUUAGCUCCGUAGAUUAGUUUACAUGACUUCUCUCACUUCCCAAACUUCUGACAAUAUAAAGUGUGAUGCAACAUAAUAUCAUCAACUUAGAAAUGAAUUUUAAGGAGAUUGUGAAAGGUUUAUUAUAUAUAAGAUAAUAAGGGCUCCAGGGGUUGAUCCCUGAGGAACGCCCUGUCUGCAGAGUCUGCUGCGAUUAAAAGCCUUAAAGAGAGCCAAUAAACGGAUGACUUUCUUGGAAGGAAAUUAGAUGUUUAAUUUCCAACUCUUUGUGUUUUUGGGAUUAAAUCUGAGGGGCAGUGAUGUCACACUGGCUGCGUCUCCUUCCAGCCAAUCAGCGAUGAGGAUCUCACUGAUCGUCUCUUAAUACCCAACAUGUGAUUUUAAACGCAUGAAAUUAAUGACAGCGGGGCUUUUGAAUCUUCUACUGAUUGUUUCCCAUUAAAAUCAUCUUUUUUUUUGUUUCUGCUCGUGUUAUUUUAUGGUUUCAUUUGUUUCUCUGAAUUCUCGUCCUUUUUUUCUUGCAUGCUCAGUUUUGUAAAGACUGUUAAACGUCUUUGAAACCUUUCAUGCAUUUCUUUUGUUUUAUGUUGAUUCUUGUGCUGAACGUCUUUUUUUUUUCUUUGUAAAAUGAAAACUACAGAGACAACUUAAAUAAAAUAAAAUAAAGAUCACUACCCCUACAGGCUGGGCUGGAAGUGUGAGGUUCUCUAAGGUUGUGGAUUGGGUCGAACUUAACGAGCAAAGCUUUGCUGAUCGUUGGGAUGAAAUAAAUGUGAAACAAAGUCAAAACCUCACAUUUCCAAGUUCACAUCAUUGUUUUAUGUUUGUGAUUCUGUGUGAAAAGUCUCCAUCAGUCCAUGAACUCUCCUGUCUGCUGGUUGAAGCUUCGCUCAUCUCUGGCAGACAUGACGGUGAAAGUUCAUUUUCUUUUUCUUGUUUUUGCCAUUUUUGUCUCAUGUAUGAAAUAAAAUAAAGCACUUAUCCAUCA